Linum trigynum is the source of this 3005-nucleotide messenger RNA. Lineage: Eukaryota; Viridiplantae; Streptophyta; Magnoliopsida; Malpighiales; Linaceae. The record is from the annotation of a GenBank genome assembly.
AAUUUAUAAAUAUUGUUAAUUAUAUAUUUAUAUUUCGAAAAAAGGACAAGGAACUGCCUCCGCCACUAUUCUGACACACGUAAGAGUUUCUCUUCUGUAAAAUCAAUGCAUUCUCUCCUGAAACCUGUCCAUGUACACUAUCUGAUUCUGGUGUAAAUUUCAUCGCAGAUUUCGUGUGUAAAUUUCCCUCUGAUAUAAUACUCUUUCUUUCUGGAUUUUUAGGCUUAAUUUUAUAUUAGCAAUGUCCCUACUGGAUAGCACAAUGUAGACAUUUUAAAAUCAUGUUGCCACAAAACAAUAAAUUAUGACCAACGAAGAAAAUUGAUGCCUCGGUCAUGAAACCAGAGCGGCGGAAUCGGGAUAGUGCUUCUGCUGCUCAUUCAAUUCACCUUUAGCCGGCUUAGCGCGGUAGCCGAUCAGUACAGAAUUCGAACCGCCGGAAUUAGAUGACCGCCAUUAGCAACGAAAUCACAGCUCCUCUUCUUCAGCAGCAGCAGAAGAAGAAAAACGCUGCCGCGUCGACCUCCGGCGCUAUUCCAGAGGAGGACGAUGCCGACGACGACAAUCUCCAGAACUCUCCGAUCGAGCAAGUUGCGCUCACCGUCCCGGCCACCGACGACCCCUCCGUCCCCAGCGUCACUUUCCGGACAUGGACCCUCGGUGCCCUCGCCUGCGUCCUCCUCUCUUUCCUCAACCAGUUCUUCUGGUACCGCAAAGAGCCACUCUCCAUCACCGCCAUCUCCGCCCAGAUCGCGGUGGUUCCCCUCGGCCACUUAAUGGCCUUCGCCCUGCCCAACAGAUUGCUCUUCCGAGGGACCAGACUCGAAUUCAGCCUGAAUCCGGGCCCUUUCAAUGUGAAGGAACACGUACUCAUCACAAUCUUCGCCAAUUCCGGAGCCGGCAAUCCCUACGCGAUCCACAUCGUCAGCGCCGUCAAGCUCUUCUACAAGAAGCAAUUGACCUUCUUCGUCGCCCUCCUCGUCGUCCUCACCACCCAGGUGCUCGGAUUCGGCUGGGCAGGGAUCUUCCGCCGGUAUUUGGUUGAGCCGGCGGCGAUGUGGUGGCCGCAGAAUCUCGUCCAAGUCUCCCUCUUCCGGGCGUUACAUGAGAAAGAGCAUAGGAGGAAGGGAGGAGUUACAAGGAACCAGUUCUUCAUAAUGGCCUUCACCUGCAGCUUUGCUUACUACGUUUUCCCCGAUUACCUCUUUCCCAAACUAUCAUCCUUCUCAUGGCUCUGCUGGGUAUUGCCAGCUUCAGUUUUAGCUCACCAACUCGGGUCGGGAUUCCGUGGGCUUGGGAUAGGCGCCGUGGGCUUCGAUUGGGCCACCAUUUCAGCCUACCUGGGAAGCCCACUGGCAAGCCCAUGGUUCGCUACAGCUAAUGUAGCACUUGGCUUUACGCUGUUCAUGUAUGUCAUCACUCCUCUAGCGUACUGGCUCAACGUCUACAGAGCCAAAACGUUCCCCAUAUUCUCAGAUGGCUUGUUCAGAGGUGAUGGUCAGGAAUACAAUAUAUCCGCCAUCGUCGACUCGAACUUCCACAUCGACGUUGAUGCUUAUGAUAAGCAAGGACAUCUCUAUCUCAGCACUGUUUUUGCAAUGGUUUAUGGCUGUAAUUUUGCUUGCUUGACUGCCACAGUCGUUCAUGUCUUCCUUUUCCAUGGACGGGAUAUAUGGGAGCUGAGCAAGUCUGCCUUCCAGGACAAGCAAAUGGAUGUACACACAAAGCUGAUGAGGAAGUAUAAGCAAGUUCCAGAAUGGUGGUUCUUGUCAAUGCUGUUCUUGAACAUUGCAGCAACCAUGUUUAUAUGUGAAUUUUACAAGGAUCAGCUUCAACUGCCUUGGUGGGGCGUGCUGCUAGCUUGUGCUAUUGCAUUCUUCUUCACUCUUCCGGUUGGAAUCAUUACUGCUACGACGAAUCAGACACCGGGCCUCAACGUGAUAACAGAGUUUGUAAUUGGGUAUCUAUACCCAGGGUACCCAGUGGCCAAUGUCUGCUUCAAAGUGUAUGGGUACAUCAGCAUGAAACAGGGGAUUCUGUUCCUCCAGGACUUCAAACUUGGUCAUUACAUGAAGAUCCCACCUAGAGAUAUGUUCAUGGCACAGGUGGUUGGUGCUGUAAUAGCAGCAUUUGUUCAUCUAGGAACAGCGUGGUGGCUAAUGAGCACAAUCCCAAACAUAUGCGACCGCUUGCUGCUUCCACCCGACAGUCCAUGGACAUGCCCCGGCGACCAUGUGUUCUAUGAUGCUUCUGUGAUAUGGGGCCUAAUCGGCCCACGGAGAAUCUUCGGGGACCUCGGAUACUACUCCAACAUCAACUGGUUCUUCUUAGCCGGAGCUGUAGCUCCUGUUCUAGUUUGGCUAGCGCACAAGGCUUUCCCUGACCAGCAUUGGAUCAAACUCAUUUCCCUGCCGGUGAUCUUGAGCACCACACUCAACAUGCUUCCCGCUACUGCAGUGAAUUACACGAGCUGGGUGCUUGUUGGUUUUGCUUCAGGGUUUGUUGCUUACAGAUACUACAGGGAGUGGUGGAGUCGCCAUAACUACGUCCUGUCGGGGUCUCUUGAUGCUGGAUUAGCGUUCAUGGCGGUGCUUCUGUACCUGUGUUUGGGAAUGCAGCAUGUUAGUCUUGAAUGGUGGGGGAGCGACUCAGAUGGAUGUCCUCUGGCUUCUUGCCCGACUGCAACUGGGGUUAGUGCUAAAGGCUGUCCACUUUCUUGAUGGAUUUUCAUCCGGGAAGACGGAUUUAUUGUCAUAUGAUUAAAUAUUUAAAUACAACAGAAAAGAUUGAUGUGUUUUGUUCUUGUCACACCCGCUCAAUUGAUGAACGUUGUCUGUAACUUGGUCAAUGGUCGAUACGUGAACAAGUAAUGGACUUAAGACUACCUGUUUUCACACAAAAUGGAAAUUGACUUCUAGGUGAUUAGAAAUUUAGAAUGAGAAUGAAGAUCAGAUUGGCAGGUGGUCAUGGAUUGGACAAGUGACGCAUAAAAGUUUUUUCAAAUG